Messenger RNA from Xyrauchen texanus (razorback sucker), 4411 nucleotides. It is a transcript of the gene nae1, whose product is annotated as nedd8 activating enzyme E1 subunit 1. NCBI's taxonomy places the organism in Eukaryota, Metazoa, Chordata, Actinopteri, Cypriniformes, Catostomidae. Gene Ontology annotation, molecular function: NEDD8 activating enzyme activity; ubiquitin activating enzyme activity. The transcript has 20 exons. Gene Ontology annotation, biological process: protein ubiquitination; DNA damage response; ubiquitin-dependent protein catabolic process. Gene Ontology annotation, cellular component: cytoplasm; nucleus. The record is from RefSeq and is a predicted model, not a curated record. Bases 84 to 1682 code for a protein of 532 amino acids.
CAAGUAUCGAAUCUGCGAUUUUCAAUCUCAAAAUAGUGAAACAGCGGCGGUGUGUGAUCGAGCGGCCACCGUGACAGAGGACCAUGACAGACCAAACGAUCAAAGAGCAGAAAUAUGAUCGACAGCUCAGGUUGUGGGGAGAUCAUGGACAAGAAGCGCUUGAAAAUGCCCAUGUUUGUCUCAUCAAUGCCACGGCAUCUGGCACUGAAAUACUCAAGAACCUUGUGCUGCCAGGCAUUGGAGCUUUUACCAUAGUGGAUGGACACAAAGUGUCAGGGGAGGAUGUUGGGAACAACUUUUUUCUCAGUAACAGCAGUAUUGGACAGAACAGAGCUCAGGCUGCUACUGAACUGCUGCAGGAGCUCAACAGAGAUGUGUCUGGAAACUUUGUGGAGGAGAAUCCUGAUAAACUUUUGGACAAUGAUGGGGAGUUUUUUAACAGAUUUAGUCUGGUAAUUGGUGUCCAGCUUCCAGAAAGCACAUGUUUGAGGCUUGGUACUGUGUUAUGGGAGGCUGGUGUGCCAUUCCUUGUGUGUAAGACAUAUGGACUUAUUGGUUACAUGAGGCUGGUUGUGAAAGAACACACAGUAGUUGAGUCUCACCCAGAUAAUGCUUUAGAGGACCUGAGACUAGACCAUCCAUUCUCUGAGCUCAAAAGCCAUGUAGAGUCCUAUGACCUGGACAACAUGGAGAAGAAGAAUCACAGUCAUACACCAUGGAUCAUCGUGGUUGCUAAAUACUUGGAAAAGUGGUGUAGUGAGCACAACUCUCAGUUACCGAAGAAUUAUAAGGAAAAGGAAGCUUUCAGACAACUCAUCAGAGAAGGAACUCUUAAGAAUGAGAACGGAACGCCUGAGGAUGAACAGAACUUUGAGGAAGCAAUCAAGAACGUGAACACAGCUCUGAACCCCACCAAGGUCUCUAGUGCAGUGGAGGACAUAUUUAAUGCUGAGCAGUGUGAAAACAUUACCUCACAGAGCCCAUCCUUCUGGGUUAUGGCUCGUGGGGUGAGGGACUUUGUUCGAAAUGAGGGGAAUGGAAAUCUCCCUGUACGAGGAACCAUCCCAGACAUGAUUGCUGAUUCUGACAAGUUCAUCAGUUUACAAAACAUCUAUAGAGAGAAAGCAAUGACGGACGCAGCAAAGGUGUCCAAACAUGUUGAAUCUUUUCUACAAUCAGUUGGAAAGCCUCCAGAGAGCAUCUCCGAACAGGAAAUAAAGCUCUUUUGUAAGAACGCAGCAUUCCUCAGAGUGGUGCGUUGCAGGUCUUUGGCAGAGGAGUACAGCGUGGACACUUUUACCAAAGAUGAAAUCACAUCCUGUAUGGACAGCCCUGACAGUGAGAUGGUGCUCUACCUCAUGCUCCGCUCAGUCGAUCGUUUCUAUCAGCAACACUCCCGUUACCCAGGUGUCUACAAUUACCAGGUGGAAGAAGACAUUAAUAAACUCAAGCAGUGUGUAAACAGUCUUCUACAGGAGUACAGUCUAAGUGUCAAUGUGAAAGAUGACUACAUCUAUGAGUUCUGCCGUUAUGGAGCUGCUGAGCCACACACAAUCGCAGCUUUUAUGGGAGGAUCAGCAGCUCAAGAAGCCAUUAAAAUCAUCACACACCAGUUUGUUCCUUUCAACAACACGUUCAUCUAUAACGCCAUGUCUCAGACCUCUGCUACUUUUCAGCUAUAGAGCAAUCUUCCCCAUCAGUUUUUUCAUUCCUUAAUCAAAGUGUUACCCUGCUGAAUGCACAAAAUGUUGUAUUUCGGUUAAAUUUUUGCAUCAAAUGGGUGCUCAAGUUUGUUUAAACCUACAUUUGAUUGAUUGUGUUGCACUUAGCUCACACCAGAACUGAUGCUGCAUACUGAAUAAACCAUGUAUCUUCAAAGCUUUUGUGUGGGGUUUGAGAACUCUGCUCACAUGGAUGAAUAUGGUUAAACAGAAGAUUGAAUGUCUCUCUUGUGUCACCAGUGCAGUGGUUUAAGUAUUAUAAUGUAAAACAAAUCUGUUGAUAUGAAGUCACGGUCACAAACCAUGGUGACUUGGCUCAUCUGUGCAGCCCGGCUUAAUGUUACAUUUAGGCACAUAGCAUGACCAGUUUUGGCACUCAGCUGCCUGAAUAAAAAUAAAAGCAGCCUGGCGAAACAAUUUUCAUAAAUGUCCGCACCAGCAAUUUAGCUGUUUAUAUGGUUUUCUUUUUGGAUCGUUCCCUCUGCCAGUAAUCAGAUGAUGUGCCCAGCUUACAUUGUAGAACUGUGACAUUUUUACAUAGUAGCUGGAGAACUACUGUUUUUGUUAUAUCAUUUUUACUCAACAUGUCCCUGCUGUCCUAAGGUCUUUCUGCGGUGAGCUGCUGUUUGAGUAGAUUACAGAGUUAUUUCCUGCUGUAGGGUGGAGUGCUGUGUUUCUAUGGCCUGUCUAAAAGCAGAGUGCAUUCUGUGGUUUGAAGAGAAUAGCUUGGUUUUCCUCAUGGGGAGUCUAGACGGAGGAAAGACACAAUAAGUGGCACAUAAACUUGUUCUAUUUUCAACCAUCCUCAAAUCUUGUAUCCUCUUUGAAAGCCCUCUUAGUUUAUCCAGGAAUACUACUCCUCUCUGUACAUUCGUGUGUGUUUUAAAGCCCAAAUCCAGUGGAGGGCACCCAUCCCCUUAUUUACAAUGUACUUUUUUUGUUGUUGUUUGUUUGCAUGCACAUUCCAUUGAAGAGUGAAUAAUUCAUAGCUGUAGGCUCUCCUUAAAUUUAUCUUUCAAGGAGGACGAUGUUAAUAAGGAACCAGGCCAUGUUGAUCAGUUACUACUUCAUUGUUUUCCCAGGGACUGGUUCUGUAAAAUGUUCAUAACAUUCUCAUCUCACUCACAUAUAAAUAGAUGACGAGUUAUGAAACUUUUUCUGUGACACGUGAGGAUAGUGCUCUCUAUCUAGGCCAUGUUUAUGAAUGCUGAAGGAUUGUUGUGUUCUGCCUGCAGCUUUAUCAACCGAAUGGAAAUUGCCCAAAGGAGAUGUACCCCUUCUGGACCAAACGUGACAUUGAAAGUAUAUCAAGUCUUUCCCUGUCCAUCUAGCAAAUCGAAGAGAAGCCCCUUUUGCAAUAUGGUGUCCAUAUUCAUUGUUCCCUUUGUACCGCAAUGACUGUUUUUGUAAAAGUUCAUGACCUUGGUUCUCUCAGUAGCUAAAUUAGAUUUUUAGUCAGGCUCAUUACCUGCCGUAAAUAGAAAAUUCACUUUUACCACCUCACCAAUAUUGGCUCUGCUUGCUGGUUCUGCUAGACUAAUAAACAUGCGGAAGUUCAGUUUCACAUGGUUAUGUGUUUUUCUUUGGAUUGCCUUUUUCCACAACAUAAAUCCUGCUGUAAUAUGGAUGAACAUUAAAAUGGACUGAAUAUUUGUCCCUCAGUAGCAGCUGUAAUCAUAUAGGUACAAAAAAUCAUAAACUAUUUAGCAUAUUUUUUUUCUCAAGUCUCUCUUUUCUUAGAUGUUUAGACUUAGACAUUUCUCGUUCAAAUCUUCCAAAACGAAUUGAACUAAUGCUAUCCACUGCAACCGAAUAGAUUAUUCGACUCUGUAUUUUCUCUAUGUCAGUGAUUUGCUUAUUUGUUUCUUUAGACAAUAUUGAUGCUGAAAUGAGACAUUGAGAGCUACAUGUAAGAGCUCCAUUAGGUCUCUUGAUCUAAAAAUGUCAACCUCUGAACAAUAGGAUUUUCCUUUGGGGUGGAAGAAGAUAAGGAACAACAGAGAGCCAUAGAUCCAAAAUGUGAAGAGAAGGAAGUUCAGUCCUGGAGUGCAGUGUGCCAUGCAGCUGUAUCAACAUUGCCAAAGCGUCAAGUGGAGCAAACCAUUACAAACAUGUCAAUGUGGUUUCAAUUAGAUUAAUGCAUUAACUUUGCAACAGAUCCUCACCUCAUGCUCUUUCCCUCACUGUGCAUGGUAUUUAAAAGGCUGCCACUCACAUUCUUUGUGCAAUUAUUAUCAUAACAACACUGAUCUCCAGGCUUUGCAUAAUGUUCUUCAGGAUGUUGCAUGGAAAGUAAUUUACAUCCUCGCAUGAUGCUGUACCAAACCUAGAUAUCCAUGUCCAGAAUCCAUUUCCUUUGGAUUCUGGCAGAACUGCUGAACAGGGCAGCACUUCAUCAUUAAUAUGGAUUCCAGAAUCCCAGAUCCAUUCAGAGGUGACAUAAAGCCUCUCAUAAAUGCCCUGCUAUAAUAUCAGUACAUUUAGUCACAUGCAUACUGCAUUCAUUCUCCAGUGUCUUAUCUGCCAUGUGAGCUGGAUUUUAGGUGGUGCGUUAUCUGACUCACAGGAGGAGGGGUGAACAAUAGAUGAGGUGGCCAUGUUUGUGUGGUCAGCCUUGUUAUGUGAAAAUCAAUGGGCCAAUUUUGAGCACUGACACAGCACAAGUGAUUUUUUGUUCUAUCCAUUUUCUG